Salvelinus namaycush (lake trout) is the source of this 1100-nucleotide messenger RNA. Its product is annotated as probable pancreatic secretory proteinase inhibitor. The transcript has 5 exons. NCBI's taxonomy places the organism in Eukaryota, Metazoa, Chordata, Actinopteri, Salmoniformes, Salmonidae. Gene Ontology annotation, molecular function: serine-type endopeptidase inhibitor activity; protein binding. Bases 581 to 832 code for a protein of 83 amino acids. The record is from RefSeq and is a predicted model, not a curated record.
UAAUUUGAUCGAAUAGAAGUUUCGUAGUGUUUAGUCUGUUACACAUAUGUUAAUGUACUGAUAUAAGUGGAUGGCUUUCCGAAAAACAACUCAGCUAUGCCUGUCGUUCACAGGCGUAUCUGCCCUCUCAUUGGCUAGAAUGGUCCCACCCGAUCUCACUUGCCUACACCCAAUUGUGGACAUGUAUUUCCAUUGUUAGAGCGGUCACUCGGCUAUCUUGUCAAUAUAAUAGAUCAUCUUUGGCGUUGUGCAGUUGUAGACUACGGAAACCGAAAGAAGCUCAAAUUUAGAGAUCCAUGAGAAAAAAAUACUAAUUUGAGCUACCUUUCCGAUAUAAAAGAUGGUCUAAGGGAGAAGAUAAAAUGUCAUUUGGUAACAAAUAGUAAGAAUGAAAUAUGGCAUGUAUAUCUACACUUGGGGACUAAACCAACAGCAGACCUUAAGCAAGGCACAUCGCAGAUAAUACAGAAGCAAAGGAGACAUCAUAGAGAUUAUAUUAUACUUUUGGAGCUGCAUUCAGUAAUUGGACCUAUACCAACUAUUGUUAUCAGUUGAAUUGGAUCUCUUUUGGUCAGACUACAUGAACAUGAUUGGGAAAACUCUUUUGCUAGUCUGUCUGGCUGUCUUCUUUUCUGCAGCAGACGCAGCGGACCAAUCCAGACUCUACAGGAGGCCAUCUUGUGGGGAUAUGAGCCAAUCCCAGGCAUGCCCGCUCAACUACUCCCCAGUGUGCGGUAAUGAUGGAAACACUUAUCCCAACGAGUGUUCUCUGUGUGUUCACCGGCUGGAAACCAAUGCAGACAUCUUGAUAGUGAAAGACGGAAGUUGCUGAAGAGUAGCCUAAUCAAGUACAGAUGAUUCCGCUGUGAAUGUGAUACUAUUAUCACAUUUAUCUUUGAUUCUUUCUGUGAUUGUAUUAGUCGUUUUUUAUGGAACACUCAUGCACAGUACACACACACACACACACACACACACACACACACACACACACACAAUCAUUUAUAAUCAUAUUGAUUUGUAUUAAAUCUUAACACUAUCUUUGUAAAGAAUAAAUCGAUUUCAGUCCCAGCUCCUGUGGAAUAUUUUAUCACUAAAGGUCC